AUGACAUCCCUCAAAGCCAGCGUUAAUGCCAACGAAACUCUCCUCGGCGGCUCCGUAACGCACGUCGUCGGGCAGAUAUUCUGCGAUCAAGAUCUCGUUGAGCUUUUAAACGAGGUGGAGCCAUACGCCAACAACGAGCAACCUCUCACGGAUAUUGCUGUCGACUCGAUCUUGAAUGAGGAAGCUACAUUUACCGAUCCUUUCGUUGAGUACGUCUUACUUGCUGAUCCUGCGUAUCUGACUGAGAACGAUGAUGUGGAGAAAGAGUUUGCUGGUGCGGGUAUGGGUGGUGGGCCUCCGGGAGGUUCUGGCGCACCGCCUAACGGGACCAAACCCACAGCCACCAUGUCAGUGGCCAACUCCAGUUCGGGAGCUGCAGUCAGCUCUACCUUAGCGCCAGUCUCUUCGUCUGGUGCAUAUACCCUUGUUGGUGAGAUCCCUGCUCGCGUUCUCUCUAUUCGUUCUCGCUGA
Molecule: messenger RNA, 471 nt
Organism: Parastagonospora nodorum SN15
Lineage: Eukaryota; Fungi; Ascomycota; Dothideomycetes; Pleosporales; Phaeosphaeriaceae
Exons: 2
Coding region: 1-471 (156 amino acids)
Source: RefSeq, a predicted model, not a curated record